UAUUUUCAUAAAGAUAUGUCCACGAAUAACGAGGAUAAACAAUGUACUUGUACAACUACAGAGGAACUAGAAGAGAAGUCUUCUUCUCUUUUAGAUUCAACAAAAAAUAACGAAGAGAAUCAGUCUAUUAUUUCUAUGAAAAAUGAUAUAUCUGUAAAACGAACCAGUACUUUUGAUAAAAGCAAAUCAAUUUUAAGUCAAACAGGGUACAGUAUUGAGAGGAUAAAAAAGAUUAAUAUUGAAAAUAUGAGAUUAUCAGUGGCUUUUCCACAGAUGUUUGGGCAUAAUGUUGUUCCUGUGCCAGACAAUAUUCCCAUUAGUUUCUGUUAUGACAUAGAAGGAGCUGUAGAAGAUUAUAUUGGUUCUGAUACAUACUCUUAUCCUGAUAUACAAAUUGACCAUACUUGGAAUUGCAGCGACAAAAUGACGGAAGAUCUAGCAGCACAAAGGUUUAUAAAACCUGGUAGUCAUAAAGGUAAAGGCUUAGCAGUCUUUACUAGCGGUGGUGAUUCUCAAGGAAUGAAUGCUGCUGUCAGAGCAGUUGUUAGAAUGGGUAUUUAUCUAGGAUGUAAAGUAUUUUUCAUUAAGGAAGGUUAUCAGGGAAUGGUGGAUGGUGGAAAUAACAUAGUGGAGGCUAAUUGGUCCUCUGUGUCGUGUAUCAUUCAUAGGGGUGGUACAGUAAUAGGUUCUGCUCGAUGCACAGAAUUCCGGGAACGCGAAGGCAGAAGGAGAGCUGCAAAAAAUUUAGUAGUUCGUGGAAUAACUAAUUUAGUUGUAAUUGGUGGUGAUGGUUCUCUUACUGGUGCAAAUUUAUUUAAAGAAGAAUGGCCUGAGUUAUUAAAAGAAUUACACGAGUCAGGAGAAAUAACUGCGGAUCAAGCAGAAAAGUUCCAACAUUUGCAUAUCGCUGGUAUGGUAGGUUCAAUUGACAAUGAUUUUUGUGGAACUGACAUGACUAUUGGUACCGAUUCCGCAUUGCAUCGUAUUAUCGAAAGUAUCGAUGCCAUUGUUAGUACUGCCUAUUCUCAUCAGAGAACGUUUAUUAUGGAAGUUAUGGGACGUCAUUGCGGGUAUCUGGCAAUUGUGGGUGCUUUAGCUGCAGAAGCAGACUAUGUUUUCUGCCCAGAAUCACCACCUCCUGCUGACUGGCCUGAUAAGCUAUGUAAAAAAUUGGAGCAGGAGAGACUCAUUGGCCAACGACUUAACAUUAUAAUUGUAGCAGAAGGUGCAGUAGAUAGAAAUGGUGAACCGAUUACCGCUGAAAAAGUUCGCAAAGUUGUUGUAGAUAAAUUACAACAAGAUACUAGAAUUACUGUUCUCGGUCACGUUCAAAGAGGUGGUAAUCCAUCAGCUUUUGAUAGAGUUCUGGGUUGUCGAAUGGGAGCAGAAGCAGUUAUGGCGUUAAUGGAAGCAACACCCGAAACUGAAGCUUGUGUUGUAACACUGGAUGGUAAUCAGGCAGUUAGAUUACCGCUUAUGGAAUGCGUACGUCGUACUAAAGCAGUAGCACAAGCUAUGGCCGAUAAAAAUUGGGGGCUUGCUGUUCAACUACGUGGAAAAGGAUUCGCGCGUAAUCUAGAUACGUAUAAAAUGUUGACUCGUCUAAAAGCACCCGUGGAUCAUGAUCCGAGCAGGGAAGGUAAUGGCCCCGCAUUAACAAAGGGUCAUUAUACCUUAGGUGUAAUGCACAUCGGUUCUCCUUCUUGCGGUAUGAACGCAGCAGUGCGUUCCUUCGUUAGGAAUUGUAUCUAUCGCGGUGACAAGGUGUAUGGUAUUUGCGAUGGAGUGUUAGGUCUUAUGGCUGGAAAGUUUAAAUUAAUGAAUUGGCCUUCUGUCACCGGUUGGGUAGCUCAAGGUGGUGCUUAUUUAGGAACCAAGCGAGCACCGCCCAAGGAAGAACAGUUACCUCAGAUUGCUCAGAAGCUCAAAGAAUAUGGAAUACAAGCUUUGCUUAUUAUAGGAGGAUUUGAGGGUUAUCAAACGGGUCUUACCUUCUACAAAGCUAGGGAUAAGUACGAAGAAUUCCAAAUCCCUAUUGCCAUGAUUCCAGCAACUAUUAGCAAUAACGUUCCAGGAACCGAGUUUUCAUUAGGUUGCGAUACUGCCCUUAAUGAAAUUACGGAGAUUUGUGAUCGAAUUCGUCAGUCGGCACAGGGUACAAAACGUCGAGUAUUUAUUAUCGAAACUAUGGGUGGAUACUGUGGUUAUUUAGCAACGGUAGCUGGGCUAGCCGGAGGAGCUGAUGCAGCAUACAUUUUCGAGGAGAAGUUUAAUAUUAAAGAUUUAAAUCAGGAUGUCAUUGCAAUGGCUGCAAAGAUGUCCGAAGGUGUACAGAGAGGUCUUAUUUUGAGAAAUGAAAAUGCUAAUUUGAAUUACAAUACAGAUUUCAUGCAAAGACUGUUUUGCGAAGAAGGAAAAGGCCUGUUCAGUUGUAGAAUGAAUAUUAUUGGUCAUAUGCAACAAGGUGGUUCACCGACUCCGUUUGAUCGUAACCUUGGUACAAAAAUGGGUUCUAAAGCUGUAGAAUGGUUCACUGACCAGCUUAAAAAAUGUACCAGCGCUGAUGGUAAAAUAUCAACAAUGGACGCUAAUAGUGCAGUUAUGAUCGGUAUAGUACGAAGACAGUAUAGAUUUACGCCAUUUACAGAACUAGCUGAAGUUACCGAUUUUGAACAUCGCAUUCCUACAUAUCAAUGGUGGAUGAAACUGCGACCAUUACUCAAAGUGUUAGCCAAACACGAGUCCACGUACGAAGAAGAAGGACUGUAUAUUACUAUCGAAGAAAUGGACCUUGACAAUGAUCCACCUCUGGUCUAAGCUAAAAAUUACAUAUUAUCAUAGGUGGUAAAAGGUAAUGUUCCAUAAAAUGUACGCAGUUAACUGUAAAAAUUGUAGAUUUCGUUGAACAGUAUUGUAUGGCAUUAUGAUCAUGUUUCGUUGUUAUUUAUGAAAAGUAUGAUCAAAUUUUAGACGCAUAAUCGUAGAAUAAUUGUAUUCUGCGGGGUUUAAUAUACACCAAGUAUUUUUAGCGAUUAAAAUAAAAUCGCGAUGUAUACGUACACUUCUCGUCUGUAUAUUUAGUUAUUUAAUAACAAAGUGCGUGCUAAAAAUCUUAAAUGUGAACGAAUUAAAUAAAUAGAAAAUUAUUACACAUUAUUGCCAUGAUCAAGAAUAUAAAUUGAUAUUUUGUUUUCAUAAGAUCGAAUUCGUAUAAUUUUGGACGUGGUUUAAACUCAAAUGUGAGAAGGUACAAAAACAGUACCUGAAACGUGGAGGUAAGCUAUAUCUUUAGUAAUGUAAGAAAGUAAAAUGUGUUAGUACGACAUCUAAACCGCAUUUUUAUUAGUAACAAUGAAAGAUUAUAUUGUUAUAACAAUCAAUGUUAAAUAUUUAUUGCUAUUUAUAUACAUGUAUAUAUGCGUAUAAUUUUGAAAAUAGCAAAAAAUGAGGACAUAUAUAUUAAUACAAUACAUAACAUGUGAAUGCUGUACUACAAUCAAGAAGUGUUAAAAAUAGAAUAAUUACAUGCGAAUGUGGUGACAAAUAUGAUGAACGCGAAUAAUUACAAAAAGAAAAAAGGAAAAUCUCUUGACAUAACAUUCGAAUCCAGUAACUUCCAGUUUUAGAUUUGACAAACAUUUUCAACACAUAGGGCACUGUGUUUAUUGCUCUCAUCAACUUAGAACGUUGAUAUUCAUCAAAAUAAUUGCAUCGCAAUUAUACAAACUUUGCUAAUGCAUGACAUUUUUAAUAUCUAAUUUUUUAUGUAGCUUUGACAGAAAUUCGUUAGGAUGACAAUGCUUUUAGAGGGCAUUAAUUGUCCAUUGAUAAAAUUCAGUUGCAACAUGGUUUAUAAAUCAAACUAAAGCUUUCAUGGCUACAUUACUACUUUGCAAAUAAAUAUACUAGGCUAUAUUCAUGGUCUACUAAGAUAUAAAAUUAAAAAUAAUGUGGCAUUUUUUCUUUAAUGAAAACUUACUAUUUGGUUUAGCUUUACCCAUAGCUAUGAAAAGCUAUUCGAAGAAUAUACUUGUCUACCUCAAAACAUAAUUUGCAACGACAAAACGAUACUUAGGACAAAGAAAAACACCUAAGUCGUGCUAGUUGCAUGUAACGUUAAAAGAUUUUGCUAAGAUUUAAGGCUUGUGACCACAAGAAUAUUUAGAUUUAAUUCGUGUUAUUACUAUACUCGUGUAUUCGCAUAUAUUUAUCUAAACGAGUGAAUCAAGUUACUAAAUCUAAACUAAACUCGCAAUUGUUUUCUCAAAUGUAGGUUUACGGUACCUAUAAAAUUUUAGAACCAAGUAAUUCUUUGUAACAGAAUCGAAUGUGAUCUUUCAUGGCUAAUUCGUGUUUGUAAAAUCUCGGCUAAUAUCUUUGAUAAAAGAUAACAUUGGUCAAAAUUGUCUGAUUUCAAACAAAUAAGUGAAAGAUAUUUUUAACGAGGGACUGAGUAUACGCGUUCAAUUUCCGUAACGUUUAUAGAAACUAAAAGAUACUUCGAAUCUCAUUGUAUUUUCAAUUUUUCAAAUGUAAUCACGAUACAAUCUGAGAUGAUCAAUGAAAUAUUUAUUUAAUUUACAAAGCAACUCUUUUUAAUAGACAUAUGAUAUUACAUGCAAAGUACAGUAUUGUACUUUGAGUUAUUGAGUCCUAAAAUAAUAGGCUAAUUACAAAAAUAUGUAUGUAUUAAAAAAAAAGAAAAAUGGAAAAAAAAGAAAUUGCACAGGCUGCUUAUUUAAAACUGUUACUAGGAAUGCAAAUUGUUUAGAAAAAUACUAAGACAAUAGAUGUUGUUGAUAAGCAAUGAAACUCAUUAAUAUUGUUAAAAACAGAUGAUUAUAUACAGAGAUAAUUAUUUGUAAUGAUAUCAUUGAAAGAAUUUAAAAGUUACAAAGAUCUCCUUGCAAUGCCUUCACACAUUAUGUAUGACAGUUGAAAAUAUAUGUAUUUUUAUUGAGGCCUAAUCAUGAGAAUAGAAUUGAACUUAUACUUAAACUGGAUUGUGCGCAAAAGUAGGGGCGGAUAGUCGUUCAGCGAAGCAUUAAAUGUUAAAAGUAACAAUAUAAGAAACUAAGGAUAAUGAUCAUUGCUUAGUUCAUGCAUAGAUCCGCCUCUGUACAUACAUAUACUUUUAUUGUACACAUAAUAUAUUUUAUACAAAUUUAUGUGCAAAUUCCAAAUUUUAUCAUACAUAUAUCAUAUACGUGUUCACUUAAAUACAUAAAAAGAUCCAUGUGCCCACUACAUUGCUAAUCAUGCUGAUACAAACACAAUGUACAAAUCCACAAGCGUUAAUAUUUCAUACCACUAACGCUUAUAAUAAUAUAAUAAAGAUAUAACGUUGAAAGA
Molecule: messenger RNA, 5352 nt
Organism: Osmia lignaria (orchard mason bee)
Lineage: Eukaryota; Metazoa; Arthropoda; Insecta; Hymenoptera; Megachilidae
Gene: Pfk
Product: ATP-dependent 6-phosphofructokinase
Biological process (GO): canonical glycolysis; fructose 1,6-bisphosphate metabolic process; fructose 6-phosphate metabolic process
Cellular component (GO): 6-phosphofructokinase complex; cytoplasm
Molecular function (GO): AMP binding; monosaccharide binding; ATP binding
Source: RefSeq, a predicted model, not a curated record